Zingiber officinale is the source of this 1308-nucleotide messenger RNA. Its product is annotated as cytochrome c1 2, heme protein, mitochondrial-like. Gene Ontology annotation, biological process: mitochondrial electron transport, ubiquinol to cytochrome c. The record is from RefSeq and is a predicted model, not a curated record. The transcript is spliced from 6 exons. Lineage: Eukaryota; Viridiplantae; Streptophyta; Magnoliopsida; Zingiberales; Zingiberaceae. Bases 210 to 1082 code for a protein of 290 amino acids. Gene Ontology annotation, molecular function: heme binding; electron transfer activity.
GCCAGAGCAACAGAGGAAUUGGACGUUGGAGGUGAAGAGAGAGGGAAUAUUAUAUAUAUAAAUUAAAAACAUUCUCAAAAUACCUUAAUGAUUAAUACCGUUAAUAUCAUCCAUCCUAACAUCUCAUCUCAGCCGUCCGAUCAGUGACUGAAGUAUCAGUUGACAUAACAUAGGUCGGUUGACGUGUCAUCCACGUAGGAACCGUGUGGAUGAGACAAGCGAUAAGGAGCGACUGCCGACGUUACUCCCAAUCCCAGAACCCUAAAUUCUCGUCCCUCUUUUCGGUGUCUUUCUCGGUAGAUCUCAUUCUCAGAUCAAGUGAAAUGGCGGCUGGAAGAAUUAUCAGCCAGCUUCUAAGGAAAAGGUGGCAGAUUCAAUCAUGUACCCCACUUUUGGUGCCAUCGGCUGCGUCUAAUGCAUAUCAGUCGAGUAAACUUGGAAAAAAUAAGUCUGUAAGAGCAUUGAUGGUCAUUGGAGCAGGAAUCUCAGGUAUAUUCAGCUUCGCCACUGUAGCAACUGCUGAUGAUGCUGAAACAUGUCCUCGCUACCCUUGGCCUCACCAAGGCAUCCUUGAUUCCCUAGUGAAUGACAAUUCUUUAGUCAGACGUGGGCAACAAGUUUACCAGCAAACUUGUUCCUCUUGCCAUUCGUUUUCUCUAUUUUCAAACCGAGACCAUGGUGUACUGGAUGCAAAAGAAGUAAACAAUAAUCUUAUUGUUGAUAUUGAGGUGUUUGACGGACCAAAUGAUGAAGGCAAAACCUUUGUGUGUCCUAGUAAACUAUGUGAUCCAAACUUAGUCUUUAAAAGCGAGAGAACACCUAGGAUUCUGAAUGUGGCACAUACUGCACACUCGAGCUUCAUCACAAAGGCACCAGAUAACAGACAAAGCCGCAUGCUUUCCUUAUUGGCAGGGAACCCUGAUCUUACUGGAAGUUUUUGGAAUCAGAAGUAUCUGCACUAUAACCCUUACUUCUUCAAGGGUGCAACAGCAAUGCCAAAGAUGCUCAUAGGUAGUGCAGUAGAUAACAACUACAAGGCUGCUACCCCUGAGAAGGAAAUGAUUCAGUAUUUUGUCAACUGACUAUUCUACAUCGCAACUUGAUCUUAUCAAACUACGAUAACAUCGAUCUUACGUUCAAUAGAUGGGCAAGGAUGUUGUGGCCUUCUAGUCAUCAAAUAAAGCCAGUAAGUGAAUACUAUUGACUCUGUUGUUCCUGGAUAAUGAAUGCACUUGAUGUUCCAAGUAUUGUUGAAUGAUUUAAAGCUAUGAUUUCCCUUUGUAGUUUUCAUCCAAACAUUAUUUCUAA